Molecule: messenger RNA, 660 nt
Organism: Microthlaspi erraticum
Lineage: Eukaryota; Viridiplantae; Streptophyta; Magnoliopsida; Brassicales; Brassicaceae
Source: the annotation of a GenBank genome assembly
AUGGUGUCCAUUGAAAGCGCCGGUUACGGGAUCACCACUGCGAAUUCGAAAUCCUUUAUAAAAAACCGCGACGCAUCUGCUCACAAUACCUUUACAAUCUCGAAUCGGCACACUUCGACAGUCCUCCGUUUCAACGACUCUAGGCUUUUUUCACAGGCGGCUGUAAUGGUUUCCGGCAACCCUCGCUCUCCACCACCACCAUGCCGCACGUUUGAAGAUUUCCUCUUAGGCCCCACGGCGGAGACCAUCACGGUACGCCUCCUGUGGAUGUGGGGAGACGGUGCUUCUUCACAGAAAGCGAUUCGAUUUCUCUUGCUACAUCAUAAGGUUCAUUUCUUUAUGUUUGUAUUAAAAAGCACAAGGAGCAGGGACAACAGAUUGAAUUGUCAAGGAGCAGCGAUGAGGUGUUUGCGGAUGGCGUGGAACUUGGCUUCAUCUGAGGCGGAGAGGUUGGUCUACGAAGGGUGGCUUUUAUAUGACAUGGGUCAUGUGGACGAGGCUCUUACCAAAUCCGAGAAGGCAAUCUCCAUUCAACGCUCCUUUAAAGCUUUUUUCCUCAAAGCUUAUGUUAUAGCUGACAAGAAUCUCGAUCCGGACGAGACCUCUUGCGUUGUUCAGGUUCUAGAGGAAGCCCUCAAGUGUCCAAAGGACAGGCUCUAA